CCCGCGGGCUUACGGGGCGGCGCGGGCCCUUUAAGAGCAGCGGGACCGGCGAGCAGUAGCUUGGAGCAGAGCGCAGUCGCCCGGCGGGCUCGGAGGACACCUCGCCGGGACCCGACUCAGAGAUCCGGGUGUGCCCAGCCCAGCGAAGUCGAGAAGUGACCUCAACCGCCCCAGCCCAACCUUGUCAUCCAUCUCCUGUGACCUGAGGAUCGGCUCCCCUCUGUCGCCGGUCCUGCCCGGGCCCCGCCCCGGCCCCGGCCACCGGGACCGGGAGCCGGGACGCCGGUGCCGCAGCCCGAGGCAGGUAAGGAGAGCCCUGACUCUCCAUCCAUCCUCGCCGGUGGCAACGCUAAGCAUCUGGGCCCCGCGCCGGCCCGGCCCGGGGGCGCGUCAAGGCGGGCGGCGUGAUGGCGGAGAAGGCGCUGGAGGCCGCGGGCUGUGGACUAGGGCCGGGGGCUGUAGCCAUGGCCGUGGCUCUGGAAGACGGGGCGGAGCCCCCCGUGCUGACCACGCACCUAAAGAAGGUGGAGAACCACAUCACUGAAGCCCAGCGCUUCUCCCACCUGCCUAAGCGCUCAGCUGUGGACAUCGAGUUCGUGGAGCUGUCCUAUUCUGUGCGGGAGGGGCCCUGCUGGCGCAAGAGGGGUUAUAAGACCCUUCUCAAGUGCCUAUCAGGUAAAUUCUGCCGCCGGGAGCUGAUUGGCAUCAUGGGCCCCUCGGGGGCUGGCAAGUCCACAUUCAUGAACAUCUUGGCAGGAUACAGAGAGUCUGGAAUGAAGGGGCAAAUCCUGGUCAAUGGGCGGCCACGGGAGCUGAGGACCUUCCGAAAGAUGUCCUGCUACAUCAUGCAGGAUGACAUGCUGCUGCCACACCUUACAGUGUUGGAGGCCAUGAUGGUCUCUGCUAACCUGAAGCUGAGUGAGAAGCAAGAGGUGAAGAAGGAGCUGGUGACAGAGAUCCUGACAGCACUCGGCCUGAUGUCCUGCUCCCACACGAGGACAGCCCUGCUCUCCGGUGGGCAGAGGAAGCGCCUGGCCAUCGCCCUGGAGCUGGUCAACAACCCACCUGUCAUGUUCUUUGAUGAGCCCACCAGCGGUCUGGACAGCGCCUCCUGUUUCCAAGUGGUGUCCCUCAUGAAGUCCCUGGCACAGGGGGGCCGUACCAUCAUCUGCACCAUCCACCAGCCCAGUGCCAAACUCUUUGAGAUGUUUGACAAACUCUACAUCCUGAGCCAGGGUCAGUGCAUCUUCAAAGGCGUGGUCACCAAUCUGAUCCCCUAUCUGAAGGGGCUCGGCUUGCAUUGCCCCACCUACCACAACCCGGCUGACUUCAUCAUCGAGGUGGCCUCUGGCGAGUAUGGAGACCUGAACCCCAUGCUGUUCAGGGCUGUGCAGAAUGGGCUCUGCGCCAUGGCUGAGAAGAAGAGCAGCCCAGAGAAGAACGAGGUCCCUGCCUCCUGCCCCCCUUGCCCUCCAGAAGUGGAUCCCAUUGAAAGCCACACCUUUGCCACCAGCACCCUCACACAGUUCUGCAUCCUCUUCAAGAGGACCUUCUUGUCCAUCCUCAGGGACACGGUCCUGACUCACCUACGGUUCGUGUCUCACGUGGUGAUCGGUGUGCUCAUCGGUCUUCUCUACCUGCAUAUUGGCGAUGAUGCCAGCAAGGUCUUCAACAACACCGGCUGCCUCUUCUUCUCCAUGCUGUUCCUCAUGUUUGCUGCCCUUAUGCCAACUGUGCUCACCUUCCCCUUAGAGAUGGCAGUCUUCAUGAGGGAGCACCUCAACUACUGGUACAGCCUCAAAGCGUACUACCUGGCCAAGACCAUGGCCGAUGUGCCCUUUCAGGUGGUGUGCCCGGUGGUAUACUGCAGCAUCGUGUACUGGAUGACGGGCCAGCCAGCUGAGACCAGCCGCUUCCUGCUCUUCUCAGCCCUGGCCACCGCCACUGCCUUGGUGGCCCAAUCUCUGGGGCUGCUGAUUGGAGCUGCCUCCAACUCCCUGCAGGUGGCCACCUUUGUGGGCCCAGUUACCGCCAUCCCUGUCCUCUUGUUCUCCGGCUUCUUUGUCAGCUUUAAGACCAUCCCCACUUACCUGCAAUGGAGCUCCUACCUCUCCUAUGUCAGGUAUGGCUUUGAGGGCGUGAUCCUGACAAUCUAUGGCAUGGAGCGGGGAGACCUGACAUGCUUAGAGGAACGCUGCCCCUUCCGGGAGCCACAGAGCAUCCUCCGAGCGCUGGAUGUGGAGGAUGCCAAGCUCUACAUGGACUUCCUGGUCUUGGGCAUCUUCUUCCUGGCCCUGCGGCUGUUGGCAUACCUUGUGCUCCGUUACCGGGUCAAGUCAGAGAGAUAGACCUUGCCCCUGACCUGCACCCCAGCCCUCGCAGCAGGAAGCCUCUGGCCCCAGCCCUUUGGGACUGUUUUAACCUUGUAGACUUGGGCACUGGUUGCUGGUAUAGCUGCCCUCCCCUCCCUCAGUCCUCCACAGGCUGGCUAUUGGACUGUACUUCUGGCCUGGGCCCUGGGAGUGGGGGCUCCAGUCCAUCCCACCAUGCCCAGGGUCUUUCCAAGUUGAUGCUGUUCGUAGCUUCCUCCCUACUCUCUCCAGCACCUGCAUGCAAGGACCACUGGGAGGCUGCCACCCUCCUUCUUGUCUGCGGCAUCCUCCUUGUUGUCUGCCUGGGAGCCCCAGGCUCUCCAGGAUCCCACUUAUAACUGACCAAAGUGGCCCCCUCUGGGGGUCCCCACCACACAAGUGUUUGUAAAUUGGGCUGCUAUAAGGUUGGAGUUCCAGGGCUGGGCCCUGGUGGGG
Messenger RNA from Otolemur garnettii (small-eared galago), 2807 nucleotides. RefSeq names its product ATP binding cassette subfamily G member 4 (gene ABCG4). The record is from RefSeq and is a predicted model, not a curated record. Lineage: Eukaryota; Metazoa; Chordata; Mammalia; Primates; Galagidae. Gene Ontology annotation, molecular function: ABC-type transporter activity; ATP hydrolysis activity; ATP binding. The transcript is spliced from 15 exons. Gene Ontology annotation, cellular component: plasma membrane. Bases 408 to 2348 code for a protein of 646 amino acids.